CUCUCUCAGGCUGGCUGGAGCGCGGGGAGGGGCCCGGCGGGGCUGGCACUUCUCACGGGGUGUGUGACCCGCUCGGGUGCCAGUUGGAGAGGCUCCUUCACUUUGGCGAUUGCUCCACAGCCAUGUCCGAGAUCUGGGUUCUCUGGCCACUGAUAUUUACCUCCAUUGCUGGACCAUUGUCUAAAGGUGAUAAUUCCCAUGUGGCUGAUAGCAACUCUGAGAUGCUGAAAUUGAGUAAGACUAUUACUAAAAGGGAGAGCUGCGGUGAAGGCCUGUAUCGUGAGCACGAAUUUUGUUGUCAGCCGUGUCCUCCUGGCAAACGGAAAAGUGAUGAUUGCAAAAUUGAUGGAGGUGAACCAGAAUGUGUACUCUGUGCAGAGGGGGUGGAGUACACAGACAAGAACCAUCAUUCUUUUAACUGCAGAAGAUGUAGAGUUUGUGAUGGAGAACAUGGCCUAGAAGUGGAAAAAAACUGUACCCGGACCCAGAAUACCAAGUGCAGAUGUAAACCAAACUUUUUUUGUAACGUAUCUCUGUGCGAACACUGUAACCCUUGUACCACGUGUGAACAUGGAAUCAUUGAGAAAUGCACACCGACCAGCAACACCAAAUGCAGAGAGGUGUUCCAAUCUACAGGAUCCAGAUCUAACUUACUCAGUUUAUUGCUCCUCCUGAUCCUCAUUCCAAUAUCUGCAGGAAUAUACUGGGUGGUGAAAAGACGGCGCAGGAAUAGAAAGAAUGGUCACCAGAAAUCUAUCGCCUCAAAUACUGAAAUGAUGCCACUGAAUUUCACAGACAUUGACUUGGGAAAACAUAUCAUUAGUAUUGCUGAACAAAUGAAAAUAACUGAAGUUAAAGAAUUCGUUCGGAAGAAUGGUAUGGAGGAAACUAAAAUAGAUGAGAUCAAGCACGACAAUCUCCAAGAUACAGCUGAACAGAAAGUCCAACUGCUCCGUAAUUGGUAUCAAAGUCAUGGGAAGAAAGAUGCUUAUUGCACUUUGAUUAAAAGUCUCAGAAAAGCCAAACUUCAUGCCCUUGCAGAGAAAAUUCAAGAUAUAGUCCAGAAGGACAUUACUAGUGAACAUGAAAAUGCAGACUUGCAAAAUGAAAAUGAAAGCUUGGCUUAAAGUGAAAAACAACUAACUCAGUUCUAAGAAUAUACUAAAGAAAGAUUAAUGUUCGAAUAAGUUCUGGGUAGCUGCAAGCUAUAAAUAUUGCUUGGCUUUUUUUUUUUACUGGGUGUGUUUUCUUUUUUCAUUUAUUAGAUUUGUAGAGCUAAUAUGUUUACAGGCGUUGAGCAUCUCAUGGUUCUGCCUUCAAGGAUGUUUAAAAUCUAGCUGGGAAGACAGACACAGUUAAGAGUAAAUACAGGGGCAUGUCAAGUGCGCAAAAAAGAACGUAUGCAAAGGACAAAAGAUUUCAGAUCAUGUUCAAGUAUCUAACAUAUGAUUCUGUAAGUAUGAAUGUAAUUAACAUAUGUAAAUACAAAUGCCUAUCCACAGGCUGACCUCAUUCCAUAAAUCAGUAGAUGUGAUCUUUUGUUGUCCUGUCACAAUCAACUGGCUCUAAAUGACCUCCCCAGCUCCACUGAUAAUUCUAGAGAUUUUACCAUAUUUGUAAAUUUUGUUUAGUUUUGAGAGGAGCGUACUCAGGGAAAACUUACACAUACAUCUGAAUGUAGAAUAUAAUAAAGUUCUACCUCAAAGGUCUUUGCACAGAUUAUUGGCAUUUCAUGGUGAAAUAUUUCAAUUUUGAAUUCACAUAGAAAAUGCAGACUCAGUUAUAAUGCUUGGCUAUUUUAUAUUUGUUUGUCACUUUGGAUCAAAAUAAUCCACUUCUUUCUCAGGUGUCAAAACAUUUUGAUCAGGAAAGAAUUACUAGAUCAUUGGCACCUCUCCAUUUUCUCCUUGAUGUGCGUCUUGGUGGCCUGUGCACCCCCAGACUUGGAAGGACUGCCUAAGAAACACUUAACUGAUUCAUGCAAAGCUGGGACUGCCCUUGGAAACACCUAGCUUAGUUUGGAGAGACUAACUGGUCUUACGGAAGGUAGCUUUGUGGCAUAGCACGAACCCAUGUCUACCACCAAAGCUGAUAAGGUAGAUUCUUAUUUUGCUCCACCCGCCACAAAAUGUUCAGUAACUCCCCAUGUGUUCUCUCUUGAUGCAAAGGCAGCUUAUACAGAGCAAAAGUGAAAUCAUGUCAGGUUUCAGGAAUUGCUCUUGUUAUUUCCUGUAGCUUCUUAGACAAACAAGCCCCUUUCCCCACUACCACUUCCUUACUUUUACAUUAAACACUUUCGAAAGUUU
Globicephala melas (long-finned pilot whale) is the source of this 2306-nucleotide messenger RNA. RefSeq names its product Fas cell surface death receptor (gene FAS). Gene Ontology annotation, molecular function: tumor necrosis factor receptor activity; protein binding. NCBI's taxonomy places the organism in Eukaryota, Metazoa, Chordata, Mammalia, Artiodactyla, Delphinidae. The record is from RefSeq and is a predicted model, not a curated record. Gene Ontology annotation, biological process: extrinsic apoptotic signaling pathway in absence of ligand; necroptotic signaling pathway; immune response. Gene Ontology annotation, cellular component: CD95 death-inducing signaling complex; external side of plasma membrane; membrane raft.